Strongylocentrotus purpuratus (purple sea urchin) is the source of this 1261-nucleotide messenger RNA. RefSeq names its product leukocyte elastase inhibitor-like. The transcript is spliced from 4 exons. Gene Ontology annotation, biological process: negative regulation of endopeptidase activity. The record is from RefSeq and is a predicted model, not a curated record. Lineage: Eukaryota; Metazoa; Echinodermata; Echinoidea; Camarodonta; Strongylocentrotidae. Bases 14 to 1261 code for a protein of 415 amino acids. Gene Ontology annotation, molecular function: serine-type endopeptidase inhibitor activity.
AUAUAUCAAAAACAUGGCAUUCUCUAAGCAGCAAGAUACGUCUGGGCAACUGGUCCAGCUUUCAAGUGCGAACAUCGGAUUCGCCCUGGAUCUCUAUCAAACUCUUCAAGAUGAACGGAGAGGUAAAAAUAUGUUCUUCUCCCCUCUCAGCAUAUCAACCGCUCUGGCUAUGACACAGCUAGGAGCCCGAGGUGAUACAGCAACUCAAAUCGCUGAUGUCUUCCGUUUCAAUCAGAUAGACCCAGAUCAACUUCAUGGAACAUUCAAAGAGCUAAAAAACUUGCUUUACCAAACAAAUUACGAUUCUCAAAUUCAUUCCAUAGAGGCGGUAAAUAACUUUGCAUCUCCAAUUGCCACUCAAUCAAUCAAUGAUUGGGUUUCAAAGCAGACCGAGGGUAAAAUCAAAAACCUGAUUGCUCCUGGAAUCCUAAAUGAUCUCACAAGCCUUGUCCUGGUGAAUGCCAUUUAUUUCAAGGCGAACUGGAAAUCGACAUUUCGUGCCUACAAUACUACACAGGAUACAUUCAAGGUUUUCGAUGAGAGAAAGAACGUUCCGGCGAGUCUUAUGAGUCAAGAGGAAAGAUUUUAUUUGGCUGUUGACAAAACCAAUGACUGUCUUGUGCUAGAGAUGCCUUAUCAAGGCAACAAUCUGAGUCUAUUGAUUGCUCUUCCCACCAAAGAUGAUGGCCUUGGUCAACUUGAGACGAAGCUCUCAGUGGACGUCCUGCAAUCCUGGGACGCAGGGCUCGAAUGGAGAGAAGUGGACGUACUAUUACCAAAGUUCAAAGUAGAAGCAACAUUCCAACUGAAGGAGGUUUUGCAACGAAUGGGAAUGCCCGACGCUUUUGAUGAGGAUAGGGCUAACUUCAAAGGCAUCUCAAGUGAAGAAAAAGAGUUUUACAUCUCUGCCGUCAUCCACAAGGCCUUUGUUGAUAUCAAUGAGGAAGGGAGUGAGGCAGCUGCUGCAACGGCUGUUGAUUGGGGAAGGGGAUGCGCUCGACCAAGCGAACGUGAGAAGCCGAUCCUGUUUCGAGCAGACCAUACAUUUCUCUUCAUGAUUCGUCACCGGUCGACAAAAUCGGUCCUGUUCAUGGGACGAAUGAUGGAUCCCUCCUAUCGCCAGUCGGGUCACGGCGCCUGGAAUCGGGAAACACAUCCCAUGAGGACCACAGUUGCCCCUGAUUCAACAUACUUGAAGACACCGUACAAAAGAUUGUGGCAUUUUUCAGCCAGCACGCCGCCCCGCGAUCCUGCUGUUUAG